Molecule: messenger RNA, 1383 nt
Organism: Lodderomyces parapsilosis
Lineage: Eukaryota; Fungi; Ascomycota; Pichiomycetes; Serinales; Debaryomycetaceae
Product: S10 family peptidase
Exons: 1
Coding region: 1-1383 (460 amino acids)
Biological process (GO): proteolysis
Cellular component (GO): fungal-type vacuole
Molecular function (GO): serine-type carboxypeptidase activity
Source: RefSeq, a predicted model, not a curated record
AUGAGAUUCACUAUACUCCUCACUGCAUUUGCUGCUCUUGUAGUGUCAUCCCAGACCGCGUUUGACACGAAUACAGCACACACUGUCAAGCAAUAUCCAUCUUAUACUCUUUUCACUAGAUCGAUUGCUUCCUUGGGAUUAGAAUCGCCAUCAGUAGGUCAAUACGCAGGAUACUUCAAAUGUGAUUUGACACAACAAAGCUUGUUUUAUUGGUUCUUUGAGAGCAGAAACAAUCCAGCUACAGACCCAUUAAUUCUUUGGCUUACCGGUGGACCCGGCUGCUCUUCAAGUUAUGGAUUAUUUUUUGAAUUAGGUCCAAGUUCAAUAAACGCAAAGUUAGAACCGGUACGCAACCCAUGGUCGUGGAAUUCCAACGCGUCCAUAAUCUUUCUAGAUCAGCCUGGCUACACGGGGUAUUCAUAUGGUGGUUUGCCCGCUCUCAAUACCGAUACAGCAACUCAACCGAUUUACAUCUUUAUUGAAUUCUUUUUUGAUCGGUUCCCUCAGUUUAGAAAAGUUCCAUUCCAUAUUGCUGGUGAGUCGUACUCUGGCCAUUACAUUCCCAACUUGAUGCACCAGUUCAAGAAAAAUCAACUCACCAUUACAUUCAAUGUCAGUUCUGUGCUUAUUGGAAAUGGGAUUAUUGAUCCCUUAACACAAAUUGGUGCUUACAGGCCCAUGGCAUGUGGAGGUGGUGGACACGAGAGGCUUUUGAAUGAACUGGUAUGCCAAGGGAUGUUGGACAAGUAUCAAGAAUUUAAACGGUUUGAUGAAGUGUGUUACAAAUAUGGGGAACUCUUUUCGUGUGUUUACGCUAGAAAAUUGGGCAAUGAAGUGGGUGCUCCAUUCAACGAGCUUGGGCUUAACCCUUAUGACAUCAGAAAGGAAUGCGUUGCCAAUACUUCUGAUUGCUACCUUGAGUCUCAACCGAUAGAUCAAUAUUUGAAUCUUGAUGAAGUGAAAAGGACGCUAGGAGUACCCUUGGAGAUAGAGUUUGAGAUGUGCAAAGAUUCAGUUACAUGGCCAUUUGAAGUUUAUGGAGACAAUAUGCGCCCAUCUCAGCAAUUUCUUCAAGACUUGUUAGAGCAAGAUAUCCCAGUUCUCAUCUACGCUGGUGACAAGGACUAUGUUUGUGGAUGGGUUGGUUUGUUAGAUGUUUGCAACAAGUUAAACUAUAAACAAUUUGAAAAGCAACAAUUGCGUCCUUGGGUGACAAGCAACAAGGGUAUUGUAGCUGGAGAGGUAAAGAACUUUGACAAAUUGACAUUCGUGAGAGUGUAUGAUGCUGGCCAUAUGGUGCCCUUUGACCAACCACAAAAUGCGUUGGAUUUGGUCAACCGUUGGACCCGAGGUGAUUAUGGGUUUAACAAAGGCUCUGUGUAA